UUUUCAUAAAAGAGCACGUGUAUUUGUUUGUAAUAUUCCACGGAGUUAUAUUGAAACAAAUGCUGGAAAAAUACCAGACUUCAGGAAUAUUAAGAACAUGAUCAAUAGGUUAUUGAUGAAAUGUUAUUUUUCAACUCAGAAUAUAGUGUAUACUCAAUCAUGAUUGUGUAUUGAUUUACUACACGUUCAAUUCAUAUUGCCUGCACAAUGAGCAUAACAACGGUUCUCUUUCUAGGUCAAAGAAUACUGAGGCGGUGGGAAACUCCAAUCACGUGAUAGAAGAACACCCAUACCAUUGGAUAGGGCUGCAUUGGCCUUCUUGUUUUGAAUCGUCACAAUGCAGAAAGCUACUUUCUACGAUAAUUCUGGAGUCUUUGGAAGCUACUCUUACGCCAAAUCCGAGUCGUAUAGUUAUGGCCCCAGUCACCAGCCCUACUCCACUUCUAACCUUGAGAGUGAUUAUCAGGGUCCAGUUUGUCCAAUACAAACCCCAACUGUACGGCCACCAACUCAUAAAGACAAUACCAUGAAUGGCAACAACACGAGAUCCAGUAGCAGCCAAGGAAACAGCCAACAGCCGAGUAUUGGUGAACAGCCGCAUGCACCUCCACUGUCGGCCUCUUCGCCUAACUCCAGCAACACUUCAUCUCAGAAGAAGAAAUCUCCCUCAAACAAUGAUUCUAAUACUGCCACCCCAGUCACUAACAAACAAAUAUUCCCAUGGAUGAAGGAGACGCGAUCGAACGCCAAACCGAAAAGCAACAGCAGCAACAACAACAAUUGCGCAACCGCAGAAGGUGAGUCCUGCGAUGAAAAAAGCCCACCUGGUCCAGCCUCCAAACGGGUCCGAACUGCUUACACCAGUGCACAACUUGUAGAACUUGAGAAGGAGUUCCAUUUCAACCGGUACCUGUGUCGUCCCCGAAGAGUGGAGAUGGCUAAUUUAUUGAAUCUCACUGAGCGCCAAAUAAAGAUCUGGUUUCAAAACAGAAGGAUGAAAUACAAAAAGGAUCAGAAGGCUAAGGGGAUAAUGCACUCUCCCAUCGGACACUCCCCGGACAGAAGCCCUCCAUUAAGUGGCCCAAAUCACAUCGGAUAUUCUGUCAAUAUAAACUGUAUCAGCUAUGACGCGCCGUCGCCCCCUUCAUUCUCCAAACCCCAGCAAAACAUGUACGGCUUGGCAGCUUACACGGCACCAUUAGGUGGCUGUAUACCGCAACAGAAAAGGUAUCCGGGCUCUGAAUACGAGCACCACAGCAUGCAAGGCAAUGGUGGCUUUGCCAACGCUAAUUUGCAAGGCAGUCCGGUGUACGUUGGGGGGAAUUUCGUUGAUUCCAUGCCAGCCUCGGGUCCCAUGUUCAACCUCGGCCAUCUCCCCCAUCCCUCAUCCGCCAGCGUGGACUACAGCUGUGCCGCUCAGAUUCCAGGCAACCACCACCAUGGACCCUGUGACCCCCAUCCCACAUAUACAGACCUCAGCUCUCACCACGCGUCUCAGGGAAGGAUUCAGGAAGCGCCUAAACUAACGCAUUUGUAAAAUGUGAGGAUUUUGUCUGUGUGCCCAAAUUCUGUUAGGCUCUUUUAUUAUCUCAGUAGUCUCAAGUCAUUUAUAUGAUUACACUAAAAGUGAGCCAUGUAUUACCCAGUGUU
Molecule: messenger RNA, 1650 nt
Organism: Salvelinus namaycush (lake trout)
Lineage: Eukaryota; Metazoa; Chordata; Actinopteri; Salmoniformes; Salmonidae
Product: homeobox protein Hox-D3a-like
Exons: 2
Coding region: 338-1537 (399 amino acids)
Biological process (GO): regulation of transcription by RNA polymerase II
Cellular component (GO): nucleus
Molecular function (GO): RNA polymerase II cis-regulatory region sequence-specific DNA binding; DNA-binding transcription factor activity, RNA polymerase II-specific
Source: RefSeq, a predicted model, not a curated record